GGGAGAGGAGGGCUCACACUGCUGCUCUGGGCAGGCGAGAGAGCGCAGGCUUGGCCACCUCAUCCAGUGUGACGGCAAAGGGUCGCUCUAAAAAUUGCUGCCGCUGGGACUUGUCAGGUGGCUGCUGGUGGCUCCCCACCGGAUUUUCCUUCUCCCUUUCUCUCCCCACAGAUCGCUUCCCAAGAGGAGUCUGCUGCUGAAACUUCAUCAUCACAAGUCGGGGACACCACUUCACGCAGGAGGCAAGCUCUUGCCUGUGACACUGUGUUUGCCAACAUGGCCCCCAAAAAGAAGACUGUCCGAAAGAACAAAGGGGAUAUCAAUGAGAUGACCAUAAUUGUAGAAGACAGCCCCCUAAACAAACUAAAUGCUCUGAAUGGGCUUCUAGAGGGAGGCAAUGGCCUUAGCUGCAUUUCUUCUGAAUUAACAGAUGCUUCUUAUGGCCCCAACCUCUUGGAAGGUUUAAGUAAAAUGCGGCAGGAGAGCUUCCUUUGUGACUUAGUCAUUGGCACCAAAACCAAAUCCUUUGACGUUCACAAGUCAGUGAUGGCUUCAUGCAGUGAGUACUUUUACAACAUCCUCAAAAAAGACCCAUCUACUCAAAGGGUGGAUCUCAACGAUAUCUCACCGCUAGGCCUGGCCACUGUCAUCGCGUAUGCCUACACCGGAAAACUGACUCUCUCCUUGUAUACAAUAGGAAGCAUUAUUUCUGCUGCUGUUUAUCUUCAGAUCCAUACUCUUGUAAAGAUGUGCAGUGAUUUUCUGGUACAAGAGAUGAGUGUUGAGAAUUGCAUGUACGUUGCUAACAUUGCUGAAACAUACUCCCUGAAAAAUGCAAAGGCAGCAGCCCAAAAAUUUAUCCGGGAUAACUUCCUGGAAUUUGCAGAAUCAGAUCAGUUUAUGAAACUUACAUUUGAGCAAAUUAACGAACUUCUUAUAGAUGAUGACUUACAGUUGCCUUCUGAAAUAGUAGCAUUCCAGAUUGCAAUGAAAUGGUUAGAAUUUGACCAAAAGAGAGUGAAAUUUGCUGCAGACCUUUUGAGCAAUAUUCGCUUUGGUACCAUCUCUGCCCAAGACCUGGUCAAUUAUGUUCAGUCUGUACCCAGAAUGAUGCAAGAUGCUGAUUGUCACAAACUUCUUGUAGAUGCUAUGAACUACCACUUACUUCCGUAUCAUCAAAACACAUUGCAGUCUAGGCGCACGAGAAUCCGAGGGGGCUGUCGGGUCCUCGUCACUGUUGGGGGACGUCCAGGCCUUACUGAGAAGUCCCUUAGUAGAGACAUCUUGUACAGAGACCCUGAAAAUGGAUGGUGCAAGCUUACAGAAAUGCCAGCCAAGAGUUUUAAUCAGUGUGUGGCUGUGAUGGACGGAUUUCUUUAUGUGGCCGGUGGUGAAGACCAGAAUGAUGCAAGAAAUCAAGCCAAGCAUGCAGUCAGCAAUUUCUGCAGAUACGAUCCCCGCUUCAACACCUGGAUACACCUGGCCAGCAUGAACCAGAAGCGCACGCACUUCAGCCUGAGCGUGUUCAACGGGCUCCUUUACGCCGUGGGCGGCCGCAACACGGAAGGCAGCCUGGCCUCGCUGGAGUGCUACGUGCCCUCCACCAAUCAGUGGCAGCCGAAGACGCCCCUGGAGGUGGCGCGCUGCUGCCACGCCAGCGCGGUCACCGACGGCCGCGUGCUGGUGACCGGCGGCUACAUCGGCGCCGCGUACUCGCGCUCCGUGUGCGCCUACGACCCGGCCAGCGACGCGUGGCAGGAGCUGCCGGGGCUGAGCACGCCCCGCGGCUGGCACUGCGCCGUCGCGCUGGGCGACAGGGUGUAUGUGAUGGGGGGCAGCCAGCUGGGGCCGCGCGGGGAGCGCGUGGACGUGCUGCCGGUGGAGAGCUACAGCGCGGCCAGCGGCCAGUGGAGCUACGCGGCGCCGCUGCAGGUGGGCGUGAGCACCGCGGGCGCCUCGGCGCUGCACGGGCGCGCCUACCUGGUGGGCGGCUGGAACGAGGGCGAGAAGAAGUACAAGAAGUGCAUCCAGUGCUUCAGCCCCGAGCUCAACGAGUGGACGGAGGACGACGAGCUGCCCGAGGCCACCGUGGGCGUGUCCUGCUGUACCCUCUCCAUGCCCAACAGGGUGACCCGGGAAUCACGAGCCAGCUCGGUGUCCUCGGUGCCAGUCAGUAUCUGAACCCGGGUGGAUGCGGGGACGCAGGAAGAACCAAUAUUUAUUCGUGGUUAACCUUCGACUUAGCGAAAAGGAAAAUAUAUAACAUUUACUACAAUGAUGGUAUUUUAAAAUAUAUCGAGGCAUAUGUCUUGAUGGUUUUAAA
Molecule: messenger RNA, 2323 nt
Organism: Ceratotherium simum simum (southern white rhinoceros)
Lineage: Eukaryota; Metazoa; Chordata; Mammalia; Perissodactyla; Rhinocerotidae
Gene: KLHL31
Product: kelch like family member 31
Biological process (GO): negative regulation of protein phosphorylation; negative regulation of JNK cascade
Cellular component (GO): nucleus
Molecular function (GO): protein binding
Source: RefSeq, a predicted model, not a curated record